UCGAUCCCUCCCCCCUCGAGCGCGACGAUGGACAGGGUAUCUCGUUUUUUUGGAAACCUCCCCGGUUUGGGAGGCGGCGCGGCUCCGGCUGACGCACCACUCGUGGAUACAGCUGAAAAAGUUCAGAUUUCCUCUCUAGCGCUACUAAAAAUGCUUAAGCAUGGUACGUGCAUGCUCAAGGAUCCUCGCACAUUUGUCCAGGUCGAGCUGGUGUACCCAUGGAAGUAAUGGGUUUGAUGUUAGGACAAUUUAUCGACGAUUACACUAUAAAUUGCGUUGAUGUAACUGUACCUCCUUUCGCACGUGAUGGCCAUGUGUUAUGUCGUCUUAGGUGUUUGCGAUGCCACAGUCGGGGACGGGCGUGAGCGUAUUCAGUCUGCGUGUAUGUGCCUACAUAGUGUGUUUUGAAGCUGCAUUGCAGGUUGAAGCUGUAGACCCAGUUUUUCAAACAAAAAUGCUCGAGAUGCUCAAGCAAACUGGGCGACCAGAGAUGGUCGUCGGUGCGCUCCUCUUGACCCCAUGUGCUGCGGCAGCUAAAGUACUAUGUUCUUAGGUUGGUAUCACUCUCAUCCCGGUUUUGGGUGCUGGAUGUCGGGUAAUCUUUAUGAUUUUAUUUAGACAAAAGGCACAAUUGCAGGUGUUGAUAUAAACACUCAGCAAUCCUUUGAGGCCCUCAAUCAGAGAGCUGUCGCCGUAGUCAUUGACCCGGUGCAGAGCGUCCUUACUUGCGUCUGUGAUCUAGUAAUUUUGCGCUCUCAAAUUCGGUUUGCUGAUUCUAGGUGAAAGGCAAAGUGGUGAUUGACUGUUUUCGUCUCAUCAACCCGCAACUUAUGAUGCUAGGCGACAGUCAGCGCCUUAUACAAUGACUAGAUUUAUUCUUCAAUCAGGGCAAGAGCCGCGACAAACUACCUCCAAUGUGGGGCACCUGAAGAAGCCUUCAAUCCAAGCUCUCAUCCAUGGCCUAAAUAGACAUUACUAUUCAAUGGUAUCUACAAGUUAAUGGUACUGUAUGCAUUUGCGUGAGCAGGUAAUUGAUUACCGUAAAAAUGAACUGGAAGAACAGAUGCUUACAAACCUAUACAAAAAAACGCGAGUUUUCCAACGGCCCACCUGCUGCUUACCUUCUUGAUUCUUAGGUGGGUCGCGGGCCUAAUUACUCUCGACUUUGCUUGCCAUACACUGGCAAACCACGAGAUAAUUGCUAAUAUGGCGAGGCAUUCUGAAAA
Messenger RNA from Pelagomonas calceolata, 1226 nucleotides. The record is from the annotation of a GenBank genome assembly. Lineage: Eukaryota; Pelagophyceae; Pelagomonadales; Pelagomonadaceae.